Messenger RNA from Penaeus vannamei (Pacific white shrimp), 746 nucleotides. The record is from RefSeq and is a predicted model, not a curated record. NCBI's taxonomy places the organism in Eukaryota, Metazoa, Arthropoda, Malacostraca, Decapoda, Penaeidae.
AUGUUUGCUGGUACUUCAGAUCCACAGGAACCUGUUUAUAUUGUCACAGAAAAUGGACACUGUAUCAACGCCUUUAAGUACCAGUUUAAGGUCAGUUUAAAUUAUGCUUUUAUCAGUGCCUUUGAAAUGCCUUCUGCUAAGUGGUCACGAGUUUCUAUACAUCGUGAAUUCAUCUUAUUUACAGUACUUUCACGUCAACUUUCAUUUCAAGUCGAGCUCGACAUAUUUCUAAAGCUCCCUCCUCCCUCUCCCUCAGGCACCUUCUCCGGCCUCCCCAACCUGCGCAGGAUCGACCUCUUCAAGGACGACUUGAGACACCUCCAGGAAGGGGCCUUCGAGACCUCCAGCGACUCCUUCCGCGAACUGGUUCUGACGGCGAGCAAUGUCAGCAGGAUUGAGCGCCACGCCAUCACAGGUCUGAAGGGCGGUUCCCUCUGGCUCGAUGACAACGCCCUCGCGAGCCUCGACGAAGACGCCUUCCGACCGCUGCUCAGUGACGUCCAGGCGGUCUAUCUCGCAGGAAACCCCCUGAGUUGCAGCUGUGACAUCGCCUGGCUCGUGCGAAGACCCGCGCUCAUGGCCCGGGUUGCAGACGACGCCACUUGCAACAACGGUCAGCUGUUGGUAGACCUUGACCCGGCCAUGUAUGACGCCCUCUGCUGAGUUCUAGGGCGUGACCUCGGUUGACCUCGCUCGCUGUCUGGGUCAUGUCAGCUGAUGGAGUCAUGAAUAAAUUUUCAGUUGAG